AGACUCAUAAACAGAUUUUAGCUCUAUUUAAACCCUCAAACAACUCCACAAACAUAACCACAAAACAAAAGAGUUUCAGCCUUGCUACAGCAGCUAGUGGUGGUAUUGAUGGUGUGGAAAUUCAUCCAAGAUGAUGAGCAAUAGGAACUGCAACAAUAUUGAUAGAGUAGUAGUGAUGGAGAGUGGACAGGCUACAGCUCCAAAAGGGUUCAAUCAAGGCUUGAAAAAGGGGCCAUGGACGGUAGCGGAAGAUGCCAUCUUGAUAGAGUACGUGAAGAAACAUGGAGAAGGAAAUUGGAAUUCUGUGCAAAAGAAUUUCAGAUUGAUGAGGUGCGGCAAGAGUUGCAGGCUCAGAUGGGCAAAUCAUUUGAGGCCUAAUCUAAAAAAAGGUUCUUUUACACCCGAUGAAGAGAAAAUCAUCAUCGAACUUCAUGCCAAACAUGGUAAUAAAUGGGCUCGAAUGGCCUCUCAGUUACCCGGUAGAACUGAUAAUGAAAUCAAGAACUAUUGGAAUACCAGAAUGAAAAGACAUCAAAGAGCUGGUCUGCCUAUAUACCCCCAAGAUUUCCAAGCGAAAACAGCUGCGGUUCGCUUUCACCACCAGGAAGGCCGACGAACACAACCCAACUCUACCUCACUCUCCUCAUCUCCUUACAAUCUCUGUUUUCCACCCCUUGAUCCCAUCAAUAGUUUCGCAACUCCCUUGAACCCUUUGCAGAAUCAUCUUAGUCCACUUGCAUUCUACUCCAAUCCGAGCCAUCAGUUAAAACUGUUUGCUAAUACCAACAGUAACGAUGGCUGUUUACCUCUGUCUUUGCCUCCUGUUUCGUCGUAUCAGCAAUCACCUCUUUCUACAAAUCUAUUCAGUCAAAACCCCACUAGGCAAGCAGCCCCGAUAAAUACACCACCAUCAGUACUGUUCUACAAUGAUGCCGAUAUGGAAAGCAAUAUGAGUUUUACUUCACUUAUAAUGGGGGGUCAAGUUCAGCCAAUUGGCUUUAUUCCUUCAGGCCAAACACCACCAGGGCCGACAACUUCUUGGGGUGGUGGUGCUUGUUUCGAGGAGGCAUCCAACAAAAGCAACAACAAUGGCUACAGUAACAGUGAAACUAGCCAACAAGGAAUGGCAGGCAAUAUGAACAAUAGCGGUUUGUUGGAUGCUUUGCUGCAGGAGGCUAAGACUAUAUCUUUCAAAGGGAAAUCAAAUAGUGAUGACUUGCUGCCGGCAUCUAACGAAGGGAAACGUGCGAUGGAUAGUACUGUAAAGGAGGAAGGUGAAAAACUGUGGGAUGAUUUGAGCUCGUCUCAAUCCUCAAAUAUAUGGACAAAACCAAGCGAGGAAGCAGCUGACCAGGAGUUGAAUUCCAUGGAUGAUGACUUCAUCAGCCUGCUUAAUAACUUCCCAUCGUCGGAGCCACUCCCAGAGUGGUAUCGUCAAAGCAGAAAUGAACGCAAUUCCAAUAGAAUGCCAUACAGUGGGCUUAAUAUUGUUGAUGACAACAGAGACCCCGACGUUAAGGAAGAUGCUUCACUCACUCGUGCUUCCAACACAGAAGCAGUUCCAAACCGUGGAAGGGCCCUGGUUUCCUGCCAUUGGAACAACAUGCCUGGCAUCUGUUAAUUACAACUGUUUCUGCACCAAAAAUCGCAUGUUCUUACGAGAAAGAAAGCUUCAAAUAGAGAGCAUUCACGAGGAAAAUGAUAGAUUGAUUUUGUUGGAGCUUUUUAUUGUAGUUAGAGCUUGUCUCUGGGGUACCUUACAAAUCGAUGGAGGCCUAGGUAGGAAGAACAAAAAAGAAUAAAGUACUAUAUAAUUAGGGUUGAUGUGGUCUGCAUAUGGAUCAUGACUAUAUAAGAUGGUUUAUUUUGCGUAUAAUUAGUUAAUUUUUCAUAUAAUUAAAUUAAUUAGCUUCAAUUGGUAAUAUAACCAA
Messenger RNA from Populus trichocarpa (black cottonwood), 1931 nucleotides. Its product is annotated as transcription factor MYB101. The transcript has 3 exons. The record is from RefSeq and is a predicted model, not a curated record. The coding region runs from base 131 to 1621 and encodes 496 amino acids. NCBI's taxonomy places the organism in Eukaryota, Viridiplantae, Streptophyta, Magnoliopsida, Malpighiales, Salicaceae.